AUGCGAUUCUUGCGCAAGAAUAACAUAUCGAUUCAGACACUAGUAAAUGAUGCUUGCUGUCAAACUGAUACGUGUGAUGAUGAAAUACAGGAAACGGAACAUGUCGAUGCUUUGGAUCAGUUGAAUAUAUGUGAUCCUUUUACACGUUUGAAUUCUGAUGAUUUAUUAGAUCAGAAACGUUUAACAGAUAUUACUUCAGCUACUACAACUGUUUCUUCUGAACUACCAUUUUCAUCUACACUUGGUGAAUAUUUAUAUCAAGAAGUUCUUUUAACUAACACGUUUCAUAUCUAUAUAAAAUCUUGUAGAGAAAUUGUCAAUCUUACCUGA
Rotaria sp. Silwood2 is the source of this 330-nucleotide messenger RNA. NCBI's taxonomy places the organism in Eukaryota, Metazoa, Rotifera, Eurotatoria, Philodinida, Philodinidae. The record is from the annotation of a GenBank genome assembly.